Castor canadensis (American beaver) is the source of this 2056-nucleotide messenger RNA. NCBI's taxonomy places the organism in Eukaryota, Metazoa, Chordata, Mammalia, Rodentia, Castoridae. The record is from RefSeq and is a predicted model, not a curated record.
AGAAGUAGAAACGAACUCGGACUAAGAAACGGGAAACAUUUCUCUUAAGCACGUAGUGCAACUGGACAGUUCACUGCUUGCUUAGCCAUCGAAAAAGCUUGUUCUCUAAAAUCGUGAGCUAUCAAACUUGUUUGUUUCUGUAAGACUGUCACGGCCAUCUUGCCGGGGGUGGGGGGGGCGAAAUCACUCUGCUCCAGAGGAGCAGCUGCGUUUGCAGGGCGGGGUUUGUAGAAUGCCGCCACGUCCACUUCAACUCUGCGGUUCAGUCCCCUCUGCAGGUCUCCCCACGCCACGACGGGCCCCGCCCCCUCCGGGUCCCAGGCCCUCGACCUUCCUUCAGGUCCGGAGCUGCGCAGAGAAGCCACUGCCAGCUCCGUAGGGAGGACACGGCCCACCAGAUCAGCUGUGCAGAGACUUCGGGGGCCGCACGCUCCCAGCCGGCAGCUCCCGGGGCAGCAUGAGCGUCGGAACGACGCGCUCAUCUCAGGACCCCUCGUGGCUACCAGCGCCACUGACUGACGGCCCCGCGCUCGAAUCACAACCCCGCCGCUACCUCCCUGCCCGCGCCGCUGGGGCCAGGGUCGCAACCGCGCUCCCUGGCUGGGCUGCCCUGAGUGGGAGACGCUGGACUAACGCGUGCAGCCCUACCCGCCCUGCGCCGGCCGACUCGAGCAGGCAGCGGCGUGGGCAGCCGGGUGGGGACCUGCGGGGAGUGAGGCGCAGGCAGUGACGCGAGCAGCCGACGGCGCAGGCAGUGACGCGAGCAGCCGACGGCGCAGGACCCGCUCUUCUAGGAGCGGGCGUCGCGGCGAUGUUGUGGUCACGGCUGGUGGCGGCCGAGUGGGCGGCUCUGGCCUGGGAACUGCUGGGCGCCUCGGUACUGCUCAUCGCUGUGCGCUGGCUGGUGCGGCGUCUGGAGAAGCGGCCGCGGGGCCUGGGCCGGAGCGGUACAUCCACUCCGCAGCCCCACCCGGCCGCAGCCCCCAGCCCAGGUAACCUGACAAUGGAUGCUGUGUUGGCUCAACUGAAACUCCUGAAUCCGGAUGACCUUAGAGAAGAAAUUGUCAAAGCUGGGUUGAAAUGUGGACCCAUUACAUCAACUACAAGGUUCAUUUUUGAGAAGAAAUUGGCUCAGGCUUUACUAGAGCAAGGUGGAGCUCUGCCUUCCUCUCUUCCCAGCCACAGUGAGGUGGCUGCCGCAGUGCUGAGCCAGGACACGCCAAGGAUCUCCACGUCUAUAGGAGGGAAUAUGACUGAGCAGGCCAGGUUUCCUGAAGACAGAGAUUUUGGUUACAGUGUGGGCUUGAACCCUCCAGAGGAGGAGGCUGUGGUAUCCAAGGUCUUUCCAGUGCCCUUCAGUCCCUCCAUGGGAAUCGACACCCACAGGGCCGGAGUGACAGCCCCGAAGGAGCCAGCCUUGUACUAUGGAGUGUGCCCCGUGUACGACGAUGGCCCUUUGAGAAAUGAAAAGAUCCAUGUUUAUGAAGAUAAAAAGGAAGCACUGCAAGCUGUCAAAAUGAUCAAAGGGUCCCGGUUUAAAGCUUUUCCAACCAGAGAAGAUGCUGAGAAAUUUGCUAGAGGAAUUUGUGAUUAUUUCCCUUCUCCAAGCAAAGCUGUAUCACCACUGUCUCCUGUGAAAGUAGCACCACUCUUUAGCAGUGGUGGGUUGAAAGAUGGUUUGUGCUUGUCUGAAUUGGAAACAGUAAACAAAGAGCGAGCAAACAGUUAUAAAAAUCCCCGUACACAGGACCUCACUGCCAAGCUGCGGAAAGCUGUGGAGAAGGGGGAAGAAGACACCUUUUCUGAUCUUAUCUGGAGUAACCCCCGAUACCUAAUUGGUUCUGGGGACAACCCAACCAUUGUACAGGAAGGAUGUAGGUACAACGUCAUGCAUGUUGCUGCCAAAGAGAACCAGGCUUCCAUGUGCCAGCUGACAUUAGAGACUCUGGAGAACCCUGAGUUCAUGCGGCUCAUGUACCCAGACGAUGACAUUGAUAUGCUGCAGAAGAGGAUUCGCUACAUCGUCGACUUGUACCUUAACACUCCGGACAAAGUG